ACCGGGAUGGCGACUCCCGGUACGCCAACCUCUUCCGAAAACUGGACCUCAACGAAGACGGCAGGGUGGACAUUGCCGAGCUCCAGACGGGCCUCCGAGCCAUGGGCAUCCCUUUGGGGAAGGAGGCGGAGGAGAGAUUCUGUUAGCUGCAAUGGACCAGGGAGAAGAUCUCUGCUGGUGCUGUCCUGCUGCAGGGAGGAGUGGUGCUUAGGACAGGGAGCAGGAAGGGGAAGCUCUGCAGCUGAUAGCAACAUCUGCUGCUGUCAAGGGUGCAAGUAAUAUGAAUGCUGAAUUCGGACAAGUUGGGAGGCCUUUAGAGGCAGUGCAAAUUCCUGUUUUACUCAGUGUUGUGUUGGAUUUCUGGAGGUGAAGUGUCAGCCUAGUUUGUGUGUUAUGUGGGCUCACUGGGCUAUGAUGCUGUGUGAAUGCAUCUUCAGACCCUUUCCCUUUAUGUUGGAUUUAUUUCCCAACUGAUGUAGCUUGACAAGGCUGACUUCAAUAAUUUUUUCUAGUGUUUUUUGCAUUAUCAUAGUCUGCAUAAAUUUGUGUAGUCUUAGUCUUAUUUAUAUCUAUAAAUGGGAAAAGGACUAUUGUCUGCUAUGUGUCCAGUAAAGGAAGAAGUGUCCUGUAUACUUCAGAUGUGACUGAAUUUGGCAUGCAAUAAUAUUAUAUUAUAUAAUAUAUAAUAUACCGUUGAAUAAUUUAAAACUGUUGACUGCAGAGCUAUGUGAAUGGCUCAAAAUACUUUAAAGGGAAGGAAUUGAAACAGGGGGAAAAAGGGAAAAAAUGUCAUGUUUCAUUUUAUAUAUAGUGCCUCUGAUUUUAAAAGCAAAUGUGAAAUGUGUGAAUGCCUAAAGACAUGAUGAUGCUCUUACUGUGGCACUGGAGUUCUUUGUAUGCAGCAUUUUUCUCUGUACCCUUUGAAACUCUGGUUGCAGAAGACAUAAUUGCUACUUGCACUGGUGAUGUAUCUUGAAUUGCUGUUUUGUGCUUGUGUCUUGUAGAUAGCAUGAUAGGAAGCCAAUAACUUCUUGAUGAAUCACUUCCUUUUAAAUAUUCUUUACAUUAUAUUAAUUAGCUGAAAUACCAAGCUAAUGAACAGAUUGGUAAUCCUUUGUACUCAGCAGCCCCACCUUCCAUGCACAGUUCAGUUUUGUAAGCAAUGUAAAGACUUAUGCAAAAUACAUUAAUGAUGACACUAAUAUAAAAUCUAGACUGUGAAUUUAAAAGUCUACAUAAAAACAACAAGAUUUGUAGUGUAUUGCAUUCUUUGUCUUUACGUUGUAGCCAUGAAUGUGUUAAAGUUCAUAACUUUGGCAUAGAGCAAUCUAAUCAGGACACUUACAGAGAAGGGUAGGGAGUUUUUGAUGUGUAUAUAAAGCCUGUCUGUAAUUCUUUUUUUUUUUCAACAGACCUGCUAACUUACUUACAUUUCCACACCAAAUACAGAGGUCUUCUGACAGAGUAGGAAUUCAACCCUGCAACAUGAUUUAUAUAACAGGGAAUUUUUUAAAAAAAUACCUUCUGUGUUUCAGUCUGCUUGUGGCCUCUUGCAUUGGUGUUGCCUGGUUGUGCAGGACUUUGAAAGUAGCUGUAUUAACAAAAUAUGCAACAGAAGAAGAACAAAAAUAGUAGAAUUAUGAAGAAAGAGAAAGAGGAGAAAAGACAAAGGUGACAGUGCCAUGACUAAAUAGGUCAGCACAGGAGUGUUUUAGUGUUUGUGUAAAGGCCUGUAGCAUUAAAAAGAAAGAUCACAGAGUGAUAGCAUUAUUUGGAUUGGUAGUGACUUUUAAAAGGUCUUGUAGUCCAAUUCCCCUGCAGUAAGGAAGGACAUUUUCAACUAUAUCAGGUUGCUCAGAUGCCCACCCAGUCUCACCUCAGAUGUUCCCAGGGGUGGAGCAUCUGCCAGGCUCCAGGCAAUAUGUGCCAGUGUUUUACCACCCUCGUAGUAAAAAACUUCUUCCUUACCUGUCAUCUGAAUUGACACUCAUUACAUUUAAAACCAUUACUCCCUGUCCUAUUGCUACAGACCCUGCUAGAAAGUUUGUCCCAUCUUUUAUAAGCCUCUUUAAAUACCAACAGCCUGCAGUAAGGUCUCCCUGGAGCCUUCUCUUCCUCAGUAUGAAAAACUCCAGCCUUUGCUCCCAGGUACCUCACAGGAGAGGUGAUGCUCUCUGAUCAUCUUCAUGGCCUCCUCAAGCCCCUCUGCACCAGAAAAUUUUUAAAGCUGGGGAUACUAACCAGGAUGGACAGCUGGAUUUUGAAGAAUUUAUGCAGUAUCUUAAAGAACAUGAGAAAAAGAUGAAACUGGCAUUUAAGAGCCUGGACAAAAACAAUGAUGGAAAAAUUGAAGCCUCAGAAGUUGUCCAGUCCCUCAAGAUACUGGGUAUAAACAUUUCAGAAAAACAGGCAGAAAAGAUCCUGCAAAGUAUUGAUGCUGAUGGGACCAUGACCGUAGACUGGAAUGAGUGGAGAGAUCACUUUAUGUUUAAUCCAGCUACAGACAUUGAAGAAAUAAUUCGAUAUUGGAAACAUUCCACUGUACUGGAUAUAGGAGAUAGCUUGACUGUUCCAGAUGAGUUCACAGAGGAAGAGAAGAAGACUGGGCAGUGGUGGAAGCAGCUGUUGGCAGGAGGAGUGGCUGGUGCUGUCUCUAGAACAGGUACAGCACCCUUAGAUCGCCUUAAAGUCAUGAUGCAGGUUCAUGGUUCAAAGUCAAACAAAAUGAAUAUAGCCAGUGGUUUUAAGCAAAUGUUGAAAGAAGGUGGUGUCCGAUCCCUUUGGAGGGGGAAUGGUGUUAAUGUUGUAAAAAUAGCUCCUGAAACAGCUAUUAAAUUCUGGGCUUAUGAACAGUAUAAGAAGAUACUCACUAGGGAUGAUGGAAAGUUAGGCACUGUUGAAAGAUUUGUAUCUGGUUCUUUGGCUGGAGCAACAGCACAAACUUCUAUUUAUCCCAUGGAGGUUUUAAAGACCAGAUUGGCUGUGGGUAAAACAGGGCAAUAUUCUGGGAUGUUUGACUGUGCUAAGAAGAUUUUAAAAAGAGAAGGCCCAAAGGCCUUUUACAAAGGCUAUAUUCCUAAUAUUCUGGGUAUAAUUCCUUAUGCUGGCAUUGACCUUGCUGUUUAUGAGCUCUUAAAGACUACAUGGCUAGAACACUACGCAUCGAGCUCUGCGAACCCAGGUGUGUUUGUGUUGUUGGGGUGUGGCACCAUUUCCAGCACGUGUGGGCAGCUGGCCAGUUACCCUCUCGCUCUCAUCAGAACACGCAUGCAGGCUCAAGCCUCAGUGGAAGGAGCUCCACAGCUAAACAUGGUUGGUCUCUUUCAAAGAAUUGUUGCUACAGAGGGACUCCGAGGACUUUAUAGGGGCAUAGCCCCUAAUUUUAUGAAAGUGCUUCCAGCUGUCAGCAUCAGCUAUGUUGUAUAUGAAAAAAUGAAACAGAAUUUGGGAAUAGCAUGAAUUGAAGGAAAAAAGUGAGAUGCUUCUAAUGCUGUUGGAAACACCAGAACAAUAAUGUUUUCUCAAGUAAUCUGCUCUCACAAUUAGAGACAGAUUUUUAUAGAGACAUGCUGCAACUUCCACAUUUGCCCUUAAGUGGGAAGAAACUUUCUUAAAUUUUAGUUCACCAUUUUUAAACAGAUACCUAUAUUGCACUUUAAAGUAUCACUGAGAUUAAAAAAAAAUCAAGAAAAACUGUCUUUAAAUCAGCAGUAUGGUUUUAUUUUUAGGAAAUCAUGCAUGUUUUACUCGUUGGAGUUUUUAAAAUUUGUCCUUUCUAAAUGUGUAUUUGUCUUGGAUCAAACCAAAGGUAGGAGAAAUUUAUACUGCCUUGAUACUGAAUUUAUGAAAGUGACUUUUUGUUUUGUCAUGCUGCCUAUACUCAAGCAAUUCACAGGCAAUAUUUUGCAUGCCUAGAAGUGAGCACUUUUGUUCUUUUUGGAGACUAAAUGUUAAGCUCAUAAGAAAUAGGAUCUUGGAUACACACAAUGAUGGAAUAACACAUUAAAAUAUAGCCCGUCACCUUUGUCUUCAGGCAAACCUUUUUUAUUUUUCAUUAUUUAAAGAGCCUGACAAACUGCUGUUCUGCAGUAUCAGAAUACCUCAAAUGGAUUUACAUGGUAUUUUUGUAAUACAAUCAGCAAUUUUGAUAAUCUGCUUCACUGAAUCUUCUUUUCAUUGCACUUGUAAAUGUUGGCACCAUUAACCAUGGCAAAAUUUGGGUUACAGCUGCAUGUUUUAUAGGAUCAUAAUAACAAAGGAAAAGAAAAAGCUUGGAUAUUAGAUCCAUUCCAUACAAGUGCAAGUGGCUAUUUAAAAAUAGGAUGGAGGAUCCAGUAUGAAGCUGGUAGUAAUUGCAGUGCAGCCAAUGGCAGAGCUGUUCAUAGCUGCCUUGGGAACAGGAACGCUUCUCAUUUUGGACUCUCCAUUCUUUCCCUUAUUCAGAGGGAUAUAUCCACUAUGUGCUUUUAGCCAGCCAGCAGAGAAUUGCAUUAUUAAGGUAGUAAAGGUUUUUUACAGUUUUGUCACUCGAGAUCAGUCAUCUGUGCGUGGUGGCUGCGGGUGUGAAAUUGGGAUAAUAAAAUAAUCAAAUGUUGUGUCCAGGUGACCAAGUGGCAGCGCUGACCUCAGGUGCCCAUCAGAUUGAUGUUAAUGUAGCAUGCAAAGCAUGCAUGCACACUGUUAGUGCUUGAGAAACAGCUCCUCCUCCAAAAACAAAGCAGCCCUUCCUCAAUGCAGAAAGUUAGGUAUUUCCAUGUACAAGUCCUUCCAAAGCAACUUUAUUUUUUUUUUUUCUUCUUCUUUUUUGGUGUGGGUGGAGGGGCACACAGUUGCCUUCAGGCCUGAACACUGAAAUAGUUUGACAAUUAUCAAUUAUCCAGACUCACUUGUUAGGCUUUUUCUGCUUUCCGUUAUGUGUAGUGUCUUAAUCUUAGUAAAUUCGAGAUUAUACUUACCUUGACCUUCUAAAAGCAACUGUUCUUAGACCACUUUCUGAAAUUGGAUUACUGAAGGAAGAACUUUAUUCUGUUAAGGUCAUUAAGGGUCUUCUUUUUAAUUCUUUCUUUUUUUGGGUGGGCAUGAGGGGUACAUGAGUUUUUUGUUGUUUGUUUGAUUUUUUUCAAAGCAGACAAGCAAGCAAGCAAAAAUAACUGCCUGAAUCUCCCUUGUUCUAUGUAUGCUUUGGGCCAUAUUUUUCAAACAGCACUCACAUGCAAAUCUGUGUUCAGUGCUUUCAUGGCUGGUGUUUAUUCUCCAUAAACUGAUAGAUAGCAAUUCCAUAAAAUCUGUAUUAUAAAUUUUUUGUCACAUUUCAGAAAAUGGCAGCUCUAGCUGUAUUUUGGCCUUCCCUUUAGGGAAACAUUGGACUUUGCACUUUAAAAAAAAGUCAUUCUGUCCAAAUCAUUUAUAUGUAUAAUGCCUUUCUGAUCUGAGUUUUUCUUGGUUUUGCCAAUGUCUUUGUAUCUUUGGGAUUUGUGAGAUUUGUUGCUGAUAAUUUUGUUUGACUGCGACCAAUGAGCAAAUGUACUGUGUGUGUGAUGUAAAGAUGACUUUAGCAUUUCUAUCUUCCAGACUUGUUCCAUUUUGUUUAUAGUGUGCAAGUGCCAUUAUGAGUAUUGAAAUUAUGGUAACCCUUUUAAAUAUUGAAAAGAUGAGCUGUCUCAGAUUUGAUUUUUCAUUAUGUGCCUUGAUGAUGAUCGUGUUCAAUUGUGUAUUCUUUGUCUCUUAAAUGUAUGUUUACCUUUCUAGCUCUAUAAAACUAAUAGUUUCUAAUAAAUCUUUGUUUCCUUA
This is a messenger RNA of Cinclus cinclus, 5790 nucleotides long. It is a transcript of the gene SLC25A24, whose product is annotated as solute carrier family 25 member 24. The record is from RefSeq and is a predicted model, not a curated record. The transcript is spliced from 11 exons. Gene Ontology annotation, cellular component: mitochondrial inner membrane. Gene Ontology annotation, biological process: transmembrane transport. NCBI's taxonomy places the organism in Eukaryota, Metazoa, Chordata, Aves, Passeriformes, Cinclidae. The coding region runs from base 2272 to 3459 and encodes 395 amino acids. Gene Ontology annotation, molecular function: ATP transmembrane transporter activity; calcium ion binding.